AUGCCUACCGUCGACGCCACGCACCUCGGCCUCGACCACAAGCGCGGAGGCGUCUAUGGGUAUGUGGCCGAGUGGAGCCGGUUCACCACUUUCAAUUUCAACGAUUGCACCUUCUAUGAGAAUGAAUACCUCGAGCGGAUCGGUCUCAUUCAGCCUCACCUUCGGAUCGAGCAAAUCUUGCGACGCGAUGGAGACACCAUCCCUACAACUGACAGGGCCGGUCGACGACUUGCGCGCCAACCAGCCAUUCCAGGGCCCGUGACCGUCCCAGCGUUCUCCUGCGUCGAGCUGAACUGCGCCGAGCCUGGGUUCGUCCCCGUCAUCGAGUCUGACCAGGGCUUCAUGUGCCUCAACCUCUCUGCACUCUGCUCGCUUCAUCCUACGCCAAAGAAGGUGGCUGAACUCAAAGGGCGCCCAGACGAGUGGCGAGCUGCUCUUCUGAAGGAGUACAACGCAAAGAAGGCCAAUGGCACAUGGGUGCUCGAGGAGCGCCCGACCGAUGCCCCCGUCACAAAGUGCAAGGUCGUCUUCUCUUACAAGAUUGACCCGAAGACUGGCACCCUACCUGACGAUGGCGGGCACCAGUGGGUGAGCGCCGCCCUCGACGGCACCAACAUGGCCUUCAGCAGCGGGCGGCACGGCCCGAACAACUUCGCCACGCUCGGCGACGCCGCGCGGAUCGAGGCGGUCAAGAAGGGGACGGCGUACAUGAACGUGUGGAUGUACGUGAUCCGCGAGUUUGAGGACGCGAUCGACGACUGCGAGAACUGCGCGGACGGUCUGAACUGCAACGAGUUGUCGGACUCGUUCGGGCCGGACAGCCCUCAGUACAAGGCGGUGCACGCGUGGGACGAGGGCGUCGCCUUCUACGCCGGCUCGCUCGAGGGGCCGAACGUGGGUGGCAGCUCGGCCGGCAAGAUGGUUUACCGGCUCGCGGAGAAGCGGUGCGCCAACUUUGACACCUGCGAGUCGGGGAGCACGGGGCUGUCGAACGUCAACAAGGAGCUGCUCGCGGACUUCACUAAGGGCGAGGCGUACCUCAUGGACGGCAACUGCUCCGCCGUGCGCCCCAUCGUCGACACGAUCAUCAAGCAGAUGACGGUGCCGCUCGUGCAGGGCUCGCUCCGCUACGCGUACAAGGUCGGCUCGGAUCCGGUCUACGAUGACGUGGGUACGGGUCGGUCGCAGAAGAACGCGGCGGAGGGCGCCGUCUUCACGGCGGCCGUGCUGCCCCUCGUCCACGAGUGCAACGUCGCCGCUGCCAAGACCAUCAGCGACGAGAUGAAGUUCGGCCUGUACGACCAGGGCGACUACCCCGACUUCGCGGCGGUCAAGGCCGCCUUCGAGAGCACCUACGACUGCCUCGGCAUCACUUGCGCCGACGUGGGCGGCCUCUCGCCUGGCGGCGUGGCGGCGGCGUGCGACGGAGCGCCCUCCUGCCUCCCUGACGAUGAACUUGACUACGACGCUGAUGGAGAAUUUCGUCUCGCUGACGCCACAUUCUUAGCUCAGGUCUGGGCUAACCAAUCAUCGUUUACAAACCCAUCGCCGGGGGUCACAAAGCUCCCCCCUUGCAAUGGGGGUGACUUUAACGGCGAUGGGGAUGUCCGCCUCCUAGACGCCGUUCUUUUGGCGCAGUACUGGGCCUUGAACAACCCGAAUAGCCGACGCCGCGCAACGGCGAACGAAUGGUCCGGUGACAGCCCGGGACGCUCGCUCGCGAGCACCAGCACGCACGGUACGAUCGUUGGACGCAAGGACGGGCAAAAGAUGCAACUCUUUGCGUACUCGAGCACGCCCUGGACCACCGUUGAGGUCGCCUUUGCCGACGGCGAGAUCGAGAGCGUCGCCGCCGAGAACGGCCUCACUGCGAUCAUCCACGCGAACAAGAAGCAAGUCGGCAUCGGCGAUCUGUCUGGUUCGGGCGCCACCCACUCUUCCGGCCUCGCCAUGACCGUCACCUUCAGUCCUGACACGGACAUGGACAGCGUUCGCAUCGACUUCUCGUCGGAAGUGACCGCGAUUGUCCACGCCAUCGCCCAAGUGCAGGAUGUUGGGCCAGGCCCCGCCGGCCUCUUGUUCCACUGA
Messenger RNA from Emiliania huxleyi CCMP1516, 2088 nucleotides. RefSeq lists its product as hypothetical. Gene Ontology annotation, biological process: polysaccharide catabolic process. Lineage: Eukaryota; Haptophyta; Isochrysidales; Noelaerhabdaceae. Bases 1 to 2088 code for a protein of 695 amino acids. The record is from RefSeq and is a predicted model, not a curated record. The transcript has a single exon.